Molecule: messenger RNA, 1433 nt
Organism: Saccoglossus kowalevskii
Lineage: Eukaryota; Metazoa; Hemichordata; Enteropneusta; Harrimaniidae
Product: protocadherin Fat 4-like
Biological process (GO): homophilic cell-cell adhesion
Cellular component (GO): plasma membrane
Molecular function (GO): calcium ion binding
Source: RefSeq, a predicted model, not a curated record
AUUGUGAUUUCACAUACGAAGCAGAAAGUAAUCCGUCAGAAAUAUCUUCGGAAAUCUAUGAAGAGAGACCUGUUGGUGAAAUAAUAUUUGCUCUGGAUUUUGUUGGUAUAGAUAUAGAAUUGGAGCUAGUUGAUACAACUGCAUAUCUAAAUGUUUUAGAUUACUUACAAAUAGAUGGACAGAAUAUAACCUGGAAAAAACAGUAUGAUUUAGAUAGAACCGUGAAUGUUGUUAUUGACAUUUUUGAUGUCAAUGACAAUGACCCUUACUUUAUUGGAGGACCAUAUGUAUUGAAUAUCUCUGAGCUGUGGCCACCAGGAAUUGUAAUAUUUGAUGGUGUUGAGGCUGAUGAUAAUGACAUUGAUACUUCAUCGACUGAACUUCUUUAUAGCUAUGAGGCAGAAGGUUUUGGUGAUUUCAUUUUCACAGCUAAAGAAGAAUUAAUGAUUGCUCCAGCUGGCCUAGAUUAUGAGACUCGGUCUUUCUAUAAUGUUACUUUAUUUGUUAAGGAUGAUCGUGAUGAUUCUGAAGCAAGAACCGGUAUUUCAUAUCUGUUUAUUAAUGUGCUUGAUGGUGAUGAUCAGAACCCAGUCUUUGGCAGCACACAUUACUCUGCCACAGUCAUUGAGGAAGUGUCUGGUGUCACUUUAGAUGUUAAUCCUCCUAUCUAUGCAUAUGAUCCUGACUUUGGACUCAACGAGACAAUAAUAUAUAGUUUUGCUAAUGAUGUGUUCACUGUUGAAACUGUCUCUGAUGGCCGAUUGACCCUUGGACAGGUCAAAGUGAAGGACAAUUCAGCCUUAGAUGCCGAUAAUGGCCAAACAUAUUACAAUCUUACUGUUUAUGCAGUAGAAACACAAACAACUGAAAAACGCAAGAGUUUUAAUUCAACAGUAUAUAUUCAGAUUGUUGAUGUGAACGACAACUCUCCAGUGUUUGAUCAUUCGGCUUAUGUUGGAACGAUUAUUGAAAAUGCAACGACAAGUGAAAUUGUUUCUCUAAAUGUACGAAUAUCUGCAUCAGACGCUGACAUUGGUGUUGAUAAUAGCGCUAUAAUCUACAGUAUACUGUCAGUUAGCAAUGACGGUGAUACCAUAUUUGGUAUUGAUGCCAGUACGGGCAUAAUCUAUGUCAAACAGCAAGGUCAACAGGUCAAACAGCAAGGUCAACAGGUCAAACAACAAGGUCAACAGGUCGAACAGCAAGGUCAACAGGUCGAACAGCAAAGUCAACAGGUCGAACAGCAAGGUCAACAGAUCGAACAGCAGGGUCAACAGAUCGAACAGCAGGGUCAACAGAUCGAACAGCAGGGUCAACAGGUCGAACAGAAAGGUCAAACAGCAGGGUCAACAUGUCGACCAGAAAGGUCAAUAGCUCAAACAGCGAGGUCAAUGACACAAAUGGCAAGGUCGGUGGGUCAAAAAUCUGGGUAA